This is a messenger RNA of Globicephala melas (long-finned pilot whale), 9116 nucleotides long. It is a transcript of the gene AGFG1, whose product is annotated as ArfGAP with FG repeats 1. Gene Ontology annotation, cellular component: cytoplasmic vesicle; membrane; cytoplasm. Lineage: Eukaryota; Metazoa; Chordata; Mammalia; Artiodactyla; Delphinidae. The record is from RefSeq and is a predicted model, not a curated record. Gene Ontology annotation, molecular function: GTPase activator activity. Gene Ontology annotation, biological process: intermediate filament organization; acrosome assembly; spermatid nucleus differentiation.
GGGCGGCCGGUGGGACCGCGGGUCCCCGGCGCAGCGCCGCCCGGCUCCCGGCCCUGCCGGCCUCCUCUCUCGGCGCCGCAGCCAUGGCGGCCAGCGCGAAGCGGAAGCAGGAGGAGAAGCACCUGAAGAUGCUGCGGGACAUGACCGGCCUCCCGCACAACCGAAAGUGCUUCGACUGCGACCAGCGCGGCCCCACCUACGUGAACAUGACGGUCGGCUCCUUCGUCUGUACCUCCUGUUCCGGCAGCCUGCGAGGGUUAAAUCCACCACACAGGGUGAAAUCCAUCUCCAUGACAACAUUCACACAACAGGAAAUUGAAUUCCUUCAAAAACAUGGAAAUGAAGUCUGUAAACAGAUUUGGCUAGGAUUAUUUGAUGAUAGAUCUUCAGCAAUUCCAGACUUCAGGGAUCCACAAAAAGUGAAAGAGUUCCUACAAGAAAAAUAUGAAAAGAAAAGAUGGUAUGUCCCACCAGAACAAGCCAAAGUGGUGGCAUCAGUUCAUGCAUCUAUUUCAGGGUCCUCUGCCAGUAGCACAAGCAGCACACCUGAGGUCAAACCACUGAAAUCUCUUUUAGGAGAUUCAGCACCAGCACUGCAUUUAAAUAAGGGCACACCUAGUCAGUCUCCUGUUGUAGGUCGCUCUCAAGGGCAGCAGCAGGAAAAGAAGCAGUUUGACCUUUUAAGUGAUCUUGGCUCAGACAUCUUUGCUGCUCCAGCACCUCAGUCAACAGCUACAGCCAAUUUUGCAAACUUUGCACAUUUCAACAGUCAUGCAGCUCAGAAUUCUGCAAAUGCAGAUUUUGCAAACUUUGAUGCAUUUGGACAGUCUAGUGGUUCGAGUAAUUUUGGAGGUUUCCCCACAGCAAGCCACUCUUCUUUUCAGCCCCAAUCUACAGCAUUUAGAAUGCUUUCAUCUAGCUGCAGUUUUGGUGAAUUUACUUCAGCUUUUCCUCUCCAGGCUUCCAACAGUGGAAGUGCUGGAUCAGUAAAUGCUAAUUUUGCUCAUUUUGAUAACUUCCCCAAAUCCUCCAGUGCUGAUUUUGGAACCUUCAAUACUUCCCAGAGUCAUCAAACAGCAUCAGCUGUUAGUAAAGUUUCAGCGAACAAAGCUGGUCUACAGACUACAGACAAAUAUGCGGCACUUGCUAAUUUAGACAAUAUCUUCAGUGCCGGGCAAGGUGGUGAUCAGGGUAGUGGGUUUGGGACCACAGGUAAAGCUCCUGUUGGUUCUGUGGUUUCAGUUCCCAGUCAGUCAAGUGCAUCUUCAGACAAGUAUGCAGCCCUGGCAGAACUGGACAGCGUUUUCAGCUCCGCGGCCACCUCCAGUAACGCAUAUUCUUCCACAAGUAAUGCUAGCAGUAAUGUUUUUGGAACAGUGCCAGUGGGUGCUUCUGCACAGACACAGCCUGCUUCUUCAAGUGUGCCUGCUCCAUUUGGAGCUACACCUUCCACAAAUCCAUUUGUUGCUGCUGCUGGUCCUUCUGUGGCAUCUUCUACAAAUCCAUUUCAGACCAAUGCCAGAGGAGCAACAGGCCUUUCUGGAGCAAUGCAUUCUCAAGUGUUUCCUCACGCUCAUUUUGCGGCGACCUUCGGCACGGCAUCCAUGAGCAUGCCUGCGGGGUUUGGGACUCCCACGCCCUACAGUCUUCCCACCAGCUUUAGUGGCAGCUUCCAGCAGCCUGCCUUCCCAGCCCAAGCAGCUUUCCCUCAGCAGACAGCCUUUUCUCAACAGCCCAAUGGUGCAGGUUUUGCAGCAUUUGGACAAACAAAGCCAGUGGUAACCCCUUUUGGUCAAGUUGCAGCUGCUGGAGUAUCUAGUAAUCCUUUUAUGACUGGUGCACCGACAGGACAAUUUCCAACAGGAAGCUCAUCAACCAAUCCUUUCUUAUAGCCUUAUAUAGACACUUUACUGGAACGAACUUUUACAUGGUCACAUUACAUCUCUCCGCCUCUUGCACUGUUGUCUUGUUUCACUGAUUUUAGCUUUAAACACAAGAGAAGUCUUUAAAAAGCCUGCAUUGUGUAUUAAACACCAGGAAAUAUGUGCAAAACAGAGGGCUCCAGUAACAACUUUUAACCUGUGAAUUGGCAAAAAAAGUAGCGGUAUCAUGUAUAUUAAAAAUUGGCUAAUAUUAAGUUAUUGCAGAUACCACAUUUAUUAUGCUGCAGUACUGUACAUAUUUUUCUUAGAAAUUAGUUAUUUGUGCAUAUCAGUAUUUGUAACUUUAACACAUUGUUAUGUGAGAAAUGUUACUGGGGAAAUAGAUCAGCCACUUUUAAGGUGCUGUCAUAUAUCUUGGAAUGAAUGACCUAAACUCACUUUAACCAUUGCUUCUGGAAAGUUACAGAGUCAGAAUUGGAAGGUUUUAUUCAUUCUUGAAUUUUUCCUUUCUAAAGAGCUCUUCUAUUUAUACAUGCCUAAAUUCUUUAAAAAUGUAGAGGGAUACCUGUCUGCAGAAUAAAGCUGAUCAUGUUUUGCUACAGUUUGCAGGUGAAAAAAAAUAAAUACUAGAAAAUAUGCUAUUGUUUUUGUGUUCUUGCUGCAAUGCCUUUACCAAAGUGGCCUUAAAUAUCAGUAGUGAAUUGAGAACAUCUUGAAUUCUUAAAUUAGAAUUUCAGAAGACUUCUAGUGACUAACUUUUAUGUCUAAAAGAGAAAAUUUUAUAAAAAGGCCAUGUAGAAAAUUUAUUAAAACUGCUAUGUUCAGGAAUAUGUCAGUGGUAAAGCAUUUAAAUGUAGCUUGUUAGAUUCACCGUAAUCCUUCUGAUUUCUUUGCAACUUCUUAAUUUUGUGAAAAUUUGUAUAUAUGAAGAAUUUGCAUGUAUGUGUAUUUACAAAUUUUUUAAAGUAUCUUGAAUUCUCAGACUGCAAAAGGCUUAUUUUAACUAUUGUUUUUUUUUUUUUUUUUAAAUACUGUCUUUGAAUGUAUUGGAAGCAGACAUGCAUUAACUGUGACAUGAUUGCCCCUCAGUUUUCUUUGUUUGGACAAACUGAUAUUAAUAGGACAUUUGUUUAUGUUCAUUUCUAGGGGGAAAGAAACUGGAACCCAGUGUUACCUUAAAGUUAUAGAAUACUUUGUUUAAAAAGGCAACAAUACUAAUGUUUAGUUAUAGCUUUAUGUUAAUAUUCAAAUGAACUUGUUUAAAUAUUUAUAUAAUGCCUCAUUCAUCCAGCGAUAAUCUGGCAAUCUCAUCAAAACAGAACACAACUGAGAAACUUGUAAUAUUUUUUUUAAAAAAAUGCCUUUGAGCAGCCCAUAUAAGUCACAAUGUCUAUACAUUAGAGCUCAUGCAUUUGUCUUUAUGUGAAGUUUUGAUUAAUAGAUUUCCCAGACCAAAAGAGCAUAUAUUGUCAAAGACCAGUUAGUGUAGGGACAGCCAGCCCAGCUUAGAGGGCAUCAGUAUAUUACAUCUUCUUCUGAUAAUUGUCUAUUACUGUGACUCUUUGUCAUCAAGAAAAGGUGAGGUUACAUAUAAAUAUGUGAUACAUGUUUGAAAAAUUUUCUUAUGAUGAUUUAAAUUGUUUCUAAAGCUUGGUAUUAAAAGAGGUGAACAUCAGUUUCCUCAAACAUUAUUUAUUCAUGUUGAAUACCUUUUCGAAUGGUGACUACAGGAGUUGUUUUCAUACUAUGUUAAAAUCUGUGUAGAGUUCCAGACUUCUUGAAACAUUGCUGUCCAGUGCAUAUCUAGCUGAACGUAUGGUUAUCUGAACUAUUUUGAUAAGCAAGAAAAUUGGGAAAUCUCUGCCCCUUUUCUGAGCAGUAUGCCUCUUAGAAUUAAAUGAAUGCUGCAAAGGUCUGGGUGUGUCUUGGUGUAUACUUGAAAUGUCUGCAUUUUUGGGGUGUCCUUCCAGACCCCUUCUCAUGGAGGGAAUUCUUAAGAAAUGUCUUUGAAUUCCUGUGUUUUAGAUUGUAUUGGGUCCCAAUCAACUCAUGUACAAAGUUAUGCUAUAAAAUUGUAGGCCAUUAUUCAAUUAACCUCCCAGGCUUUCCAUCUGAGAAACAAGUAAAUUAAACAGUUGUUAAUAAAAUAAUUUUAAAGACUAUUUUUUUCUGGGUAAAUCUUGAGGUUUGUAAUUAAGUGGGAACUCUUGUUGACUUUAAAUGAAAACUUGUGAAAUUGAAAUGCUUAUUGUAAGAAGUGAUCCAGAUUUGAUGUGGAUUAAAAUCUUCAGUUAGACUUUCAGAUUUGCUUCUGGUUUUGCACAGACCGUCAGAAUUGUGUUGAGCACUGAAGAGGAGAAAAUACUCAGAGGUGGUAAGGAUGAAGACUCGAGUUUCCUGAUUUACUAGUUGAAUCAGGUCUUCUCUCCUGUGUUUGCUGAGGAAAGAAAAUUUUCUUUUCUUUUAGGGUGACAAACUUCAUUGAUAAGUUUAAAGGCAUAUUUUUCUCUCAUUUUUGUGAAAAUAGAGAUUAGGUAAUCACUUUCUUGUGUCGAAUAGUUCUUUCUGUAAAUGUGAAGAAGCACAUCGGUGCUUUCUUUACUUGUGACUUGCCCUGCUCCCAGUACACGUCCUCGUUGGUACAGUUCCUGUCAAUUGGUAAAAUGGAAGCAGUAACUAACUGGCUGCUUUCCUGUCACAGUACCAAGACUUCUGAAACAGUUUGGUCUCAGGACUAUUAUUAACUCUUAAGUUAUUGAAGAUCCCCAAAGAGCUUUUGUUUAUGUAACUUAUAUCGCUCAGAAUUUGUUGUAUUAGAAAUUAAUACUGAGAUAUUUUAAAAACAUGUUUAUUCAUUUAAAUAUAAUGAUAAUAAACCCAUUACAUGUUAACAUAAAUACCCUUUUUGAUGACAAAUUACUGUUUUCCACAAAUGUUAUUUAGAAGACCAUUGUUUUACAUUUUGCACAUCUGUUUAAUAUCUGGCCUAAUAGAAGCAGUGGGAUUCUCAUACUACUUCUGCAUGACAGUUCUUUUUAUGUGACAUGGCAUGUGGGCACUGGAAAACUCCACUGUGCACUUGUGGAACCAUGAGUGAAACAGACAUAUAACAUUUUAGUAUUAUGAAAAUAGUUUUGACCUUGCGUUUUGGGAGGACCCUCAAGGGUCCUGAGACCACACUACACUUUACAUUUAUAUUUUCUGGAACAACAGUGUUUAGUUUCAGGGUAAAUAUACUACUCCCUGAACUUCUAAGUGUUUUUGUUGGCUUGGUGGGGAGAAUUGAAAUUUCAUUUGAAAUUGUAAACUUUUUAAACACUGUUUUCUAGGUUUUCUUUUUUAUUUGACCGUAUUUCAAUAAUGAUGAAAUUAGUGAAUAGCUCCUUUUUAAAAGGGAUAUUACAAGUUCUGACUCCUGGUUAUGAGUGUUUAUUUAGGAAUUAUUUACUAUUCUGACCACUUUGAAAUUGUUUUGGGGGGGUAUCAAAUAGCUAUUUAAAAAUUGAAACACCUUGCUAAAGAAAGUUCAAAACGAAGAAUAAUUUCUUCUCUCUCCUAUGCUUAUAGUUAACAAAGAAUUUUAGCUUUGUUUGUGUGUGUGUGUGUGUGUGUGUGUGUGUAUAUAUAUAUAUAUAUAUGUAUGUAUAUAUAUAAAAUGAAAGUUGGAUUUCUCUAACAGAAAUCACUACCCUCCAGGAAGUUGGCUACAAUUAAAGGAAUGUGUUUACUUCUUAAGAAGGAGGUUUGCUAUGGUUUUAUCCCCCAGUGUUUUUUUUAUACCUUGUCCAUUUUUAGAGAGAGCACUUGUUGCUUCUCAUUGAAACAGAAUGUUUUAAAAUUCUUUUGAAGACAGAGUGACUUUGUAAAAGGUAACUUACGGUACAUAGUCACCACAGAAAGCUCUGGCUCUGUUGCUGCUGCUGCUGGCACACACCGCAGAACACGCUGCCGUCCUCAGGCCGGCCUGUGCCUUCCCUCUGGGGCCUCCUUGUCCAUACGUUUGUGCUCCUCUGCUGAACUCAUGUUCAGAAUGACUCACCUCAUGUUUGGCCUCCACUUGUAGUCUCAGGCUUACAUCAGAAAAUUAAUCUCUAGGGGAGUUUAUAAAGAUAUAUUUCUUCAAAAAUAAUGACUUGAAAAGAACCUGGUGGUGGUAUUACAGAGUGUGGCUUAUUAAGCUCUUUCAGAAACUUGCUAAAUGCGUUUCGUGUAUUAUCUCAUACAGUCCUUAAAGUGGACUCAUACUUUAAGGAUGAAAGAAGCAAGGCACAGGCUAAUGACAGAGCUUUUGCUCUGGGGAGCAAAUAUUAUAUUGUUGGAUUAAAAUGCUGUCUACAUUUAUGUGUAAGUCAAUUUUUUACAAAAUCUUAGGAAAUUCUGAGAGAAUUGCUUUCUAUAUCCUAUAUACCUAAUUAAACUUAAUCAUUUUUAAUUUGGGUUCUCUUCAUAAUUUGCUGAUAUCAGUACGGUUUAUUCUCUAGGGUUUUAUUUAAACUUCACAAGUAAAUUAAUGGGAUAAUUAGUGGAUCAGGUUUUAAACUAAAGAGACAUCUGAAGUAUCACAGGGACUCCUAUUUUGUGAAACAUUUCAACUUUAUUGAUAAAGUCUGUGCCCUAGACAGUAAAAUUUACUUUUGAAAGGAUGCUGUUACUAACAUUUGUGUUACAUUAGCCUGUUGUAUUGAAUUUAUCUUCAUUAGUUAAAAUUUUUUCUUUGUAUAUUUUAAAACGUCAUUCAUUAAAAUUUUUAUGUAGUAUAUUUGAACAAAUGAAAAUAUGACCAAGAUGUACUGGUCAUACAUUGUGGUGGUGAAUGCUUUUCUCUUAUGAAAAAGUGCCCUGUUUUGUAGUGUUUACUGACAUUGUGGUUAUAAAUACUCUCACCAUGGCUGAUUUCACCUUCCAAUCUGAUAUCAUUAAAUUUGGUGUUAGAAAGAGACACACACCAGUCUUUCUUUGCAGGCCAGCAAAGUGCACACAGCACUGAUGUGUAAUCCCACAACCCAGUUCAUUAAAUAUACUGGUUAUUUGGUGAUUGUAUCCAAUAUUUGAAGAACCUUUUGUUUUAUGUUGUUAAUCCAGAAAAUAUUUGAACACUAGUUUACUUCUAGAAGUGUACUGGGCACUGAAGUAUUUAAUCUGGAAAGACCCAAGUAUUGUGAAUUCUGUGCUAAUGUAGAGGUUGCACAUUCAUGGCAUAUACUCUGAAUUCUGUCUGCAGUUGGGUUUUGUUUGACCAUCACAGUGUUUUAAAAACUCCAAUUUUAUAUAGUUUGAAGGGUAUUCACACUCUCAAGGUGGCCACUAGCCUACCACUCACAGUGUUCUGAGCCUCAAACGUUCAAACGUGUUUUAAGGCCUUUGAAUUGGCAAAUCCUGAGUAGACAUAAAAGGGCUCUUCUUAUGCCACCUCUUAGCUGUUCUAAUUUUGGAGUCAGUCCUGUAGGAUUUGAAUUUAUGAUGAUAUUUUCUGGUGAAGACUCUUGCCAAAAAUGUAUUUUUCUUUCAAACUUGAUAACCUCUAUGUAUUUUGCUUAUUUUAUGCCAAUGGAUAAAAACUCAAUAUAUAUUUACCUAUAUUUUUGAAAUCUGUGCUUUUGUCCAACUCACAGGGCUGUAGAGUUUAAUGAAAACAGUGCAGUGAUUCAGGCUUUUGUAACAAGGAAAAGUGAUCCUAGAUAAAAUUGGCGAUUCAGAUGUCCAUUGAUUAAUUUUUUAAUUACAGUUUAGGCAGUGAGAGUUAAAACUUAAACUGAAUUCUCAACAUUUCCCUCAAUCUUGAGUGGAGGGACAGAGAAAGCAAACACCCCAAGGAGCCUUCUAAUUUUGACUAAAUGACCAUUAAGUAAAAGGCAGCAGAGGAUUGCGAAUUGAUGUUAUACAGUGUUUCAUAGAAUGCUGUGGGUACAAUCAGGUUUUUUAAAGACUUUAAAGGUUUUUUUAUAUGUUACCAUAGAAUAAUACAUGUUUAUGAUGUUUAAAAAGUAUGCAGUAUACAAAGUGAAAAAGUAUGCCUCCUUCCUGGGACUUGAUUCCCACAUCCCAGAGAAAUACAGUUUCUUGUGUUUUUAUAUAGUCUUUCAGAAAUGUUAACAUUUAUUUUAUAUACCUCUUUCUCUAAAUGCCUCUCACUGUCCUCCCUAUUUUAAAUGUAUGGUUUUAUAACUUGGUUCUCUUUGUUUAACUUGGUUAUUUUUCCAUGUAUUUCGAUGUUCUUGAAGUCCAUGUUGGUCUAGCUUGGUUUUAAGACAGUAUUUUUUGUAAUUGGAUUUUAGUUACUCUACUACCUAUUGAAAUUUAAAAGGCAAAUAGUGAACUAGUUUUAGUUUUUCACACCCCUAAUCUUAUUUCCUGGUAGUAGUCACCAUUAUUUUUUCUAUAUCCGUCUCAGUUAUUCUAUCAUUUUUGUUGUUUAAAUUAUUUUCAUUAAUCAUCACCAGAACCCAGAAGAAAAUUUACUUUCCUUAGAAUCAGUAAUUCCACCACCACUCCCACCACUCUUCCCUCCCCUCCCACCAGGGGGAAACUAAUAUUUAUUUUAGUCUCACUUAUUUAAUGAGGAAAGAUUCAAAUUCUUACUUUUUUCUUCAGUAGUAUGCUAAUGGUUGUUUUUGUUUUUUUUUAACUGAACUUUAGGAUUGGGACUCUGGAAAGUACUAAACCAGAGUCAAGUUUCCUGUGUUUCAGUCUUAAAUUCUGCCGUUAACUGGCAUUCAAGCAGGUAAGUUAGAUGCCGGUUCCCCAGCUUUAAAGUGAGAUCUCUUCCAAAUGGUAAAACAUGGUAGAACGUCAGUCGUUUGGUAUACAUGUUUAGAGAACAGUUAAGCUUUGGAGAUUGGAAUGAGACAUUUCAGAAUAACAGCUGUUCGGUUGAACAUAAGAAACUUGUGUUUUUGUAGGUUGAAAGUACCAGGUAUCAACAACAUCAUAUAGUUUAAUGUUAUGGCCACUAUUUGUUAAUUACCAACUUAGUGAGGUGCACCUCAUAUAAUUGAUAUCAUUUAAUGGCCACAACAACUUCCAGGCAGUAUUUGUCACAAAAUUGGCAUUUAGGUGUCUACUUCGCCAAGAUUAUACAGCUGUUUAGUAAGUGGCAGGACUAGAAGUCUACCUGACUUUAAGAUUCAUCCUCUCAUGUUGUAUUCCCCCCUUGAAGCUCUUAGUUCCAGCAGUUUUAAUAAGAAGAGUGUGAGUUUAAAAAAAAAAAAAAACUUUCACAAACAUUUAAUGGAA